AUGUUUCCAACUGGGGGCCUCAUUGUCUUCUGUGGGCUGCUGGCCCAGACCACAGCCCUGCAGGAAGCCUUGCCCUCACCCUCAGACCAGACCCUGCCCUGGUCUGUGACUCUGACCCUGGCCCCAAGUCCCAGAGAUCUUGCUGGAAGCUUGACCAGUGCUCUCAGCAAUGGCUUGCUCUCUGAGGGUCUGUCGGACACUCUCAAAAACCUUGAGCUCUCGGGCACCCUGAAAACUGGAGGAGUCAUUCCCAAAAACCUGUUUGGGGCCAUGCUUGGAAAAAUGACUUCAGUGAUCCCUUUCCUGAGCAAAAUCAUUAAGUUGAAGAUCACUAAUCCCCAGCUGCUGGAACUCUGCCUUAAGCAGAGCCCUGAUGGCCGUCAUCUCUAUGUCACCAUCCCUCUGAGCAUGGUCAUCAAUGUGAAUAUACCCCCGUUCAGAAGUCUGUUAAAGCUGGCUGUGAAGCUAAACAUCACCGCAGAACUCUUAGCUAUGAAACAGAAACAGGAGGACAUCCGCCUGACCCUUGGCGGCUGUGUUCACGCCACUGGCAGGCUGCAACUCUCCGUGCUUAACAGGCUUAUCAACAGGAUCAGUGAGAUGCUUCCUAAUGUGGUGCAAGGCAAGGUGUGCCUUCUGGUCAGUGCGGUUCUCGGCUGCUUGGACACCACCCUGGUGCGAGCCGUUGCCGAUGAGGAGACUGAGGGCUUGGGGUAUGUGAAUGACUUGCACAAGAUCACAGAGUGA
Molecule: messenger RNA, 747 nt
Organism: Ceratotherium simum simum (southern white rhinoceros)
Lineage: Eukaryota; Metazoa; Chordata; Mammalia; Perissodactyla; Rhinocerotidae
Source: RefSeq, a predicted model, not a curated record